CUGCUGUUGCGCAAGGCCGUGGCGGGCGAGCGCUUCCGCCUUGAGUUCUUCGUGCCGCCCAAGGCCUCCAGGCCCAAAGUCAGCAUCCCUCUGUCGGCCAUCAUGGAGGUCCGCACCACCAUGCCCCUGGAGAUGCCAGAGAAGGACAACACGUUCGUGCUCAAGGUGGAGAACGGAGCUGAGUACAUCCUGGAGACCAUCGACUCACUGCAGAAGCACUCGUGGGUGGCUGACAUCCAGGGCUGUGUGGACCCCGGGGACAGCGAGGAAGACACUGAGCUCUCCUGUGCCCGGGGAGGCUGUCUGGCCAGCCGUGUGACCUCCUGCAGCUGUGAGCUCCUGACAGACGCAGUGGACCUGCCCCGGCCCCCAGAGACAAUGACAGCCGUGGUGACAGCCCCACACAGCCGAGCUCGAGAUGCCGUCGGGGAGUCCCUGGUCCAUGUCCCGCUGGAGACCUUCCUGGAGACCCUGGAGUCCCCAGGGAGCAGCGAGAGCAAUAACCCAGGGGAAGAGGGAGCAGAGCCGGAGCCCGAGGCAGAGCCCGAGCUGGAGCUCUCUGACUACCCCUGGUUCCACGGGACGCUCUCACGAGUCAAGGCAGCUCAGCUGGUGCUGGCAGGCGGACCCCGGAGCCACGGCCUUUUCGUGAUCCGCCAGAGUGAGACUCGGCCCGGAGAGUACGUGCUGACUUUCAACUUCCAGGGCAAGGCCAAGCACCUGCGCCUGUCCUUGAACGGCCACGGGCAGUGUCACGUACAGCACCUGUGGUUCCAGUCUGUGCUGGACAUGCUUCGCCACUUCCACACCCACCCCAUCCCACUGGAGUCAGGGGGCUCGGCAGACAUCACCCUACGCAGCUAUGUGCGGGCCCAGGGCCCCCCACCUGGUAAGACGCCCCUACCUGGCCUGUGCCAAGGCUCAAGAAGACAGACAUGUGGGCAGUGGGGGAGGGCAUCACCCUCCGGCUGCCGCCCUGCUAGCCCCUGCAGGAUGAGCACCAAGUCUUAGUUGUGAGCAACUCCGGCCAUCAGGUUUGGAGAGAGGCAGCCCUACGGGUUCCCUGUCCUGAGUUAAUUCCCGGCAGGUGGAAGUGGGCGGAGGCAUCACGGAAGUGGGUGGAGUCCCUAGAUCCCUGCACAGGUGGGGCUCAGCGGCAGAGCUGUUGGAGGAAGGAAGCCUUGUGGGUGUGAUGAGGGUGCCUUUACCCAUGACUUGAGUUAACCAGGGAGGUGGGCUGCAGCCAGGAGCUCAGAAUUCGAGUCCCGGCUCCCUGUUCAAUCCCAGGCAACCCGGUUCCUCCGGGUCUCUGGUCCCUGUCGGCACACUGGGACUGGGGGAAGUGG
Vicugna pacos (alpaca) is the source of this 1346-nucleotide messenger RNA. Lineage: Eukaryota; Metazoa; Chordata; Mammalia; Artiodactyla; Camelidae. The record is from RefSeq and is a predicted model, not a curated record.